Molecule: messenger RNA, 2129 nt
Organism: Oryza brachyantha (malo sina)
Lineage: Eukaryota; Viridiplantae; Streptophyta; Magnoliopsida; Poales; Poaceae
Product: basic salivary proline-rich protein 2-like
Exons: 3
Coding region: 14-1471 (485 amino acids)
Biological process (GO): regulation of DNA-templated transcription
Cellular component (GO): nucleus
Molecular function (GO): RNA binding; transcription coregulator activity
Source: RefSeq, a predicted model, not a curated record
GGCCAGACCGACGAUGCGGCCCCGCGGUAGAGGAGACGACGUCGACGAGGAGGAGGAGGAGGAGGUGGAGUACUCGACCUACCGGAGCGCGCCGGAGCCCGACUCGGAGCACGACGCGGAGCCCGCGCAGCCGCCUCCCCCCGCUCGCGCCCCUCUCAGCAGCCUCGUCGUCAAGCCAUCGCCGCGUCAGGGGAACGGCGCCUCCUCCUCCUCCUCCCCGGAUGCCGCGGCGCGCUCGUCCCCGCCCCACGCAGGCGGUGCCUCGUUCCCCCGCCGACGGCGCGGCCUCACGCCGCCGGAUUCCCGGGGGAGGGAGAGGCGCCGGUCGCCGCCGCCGUUGCUGGCUAGGAGGCGUCCCGGGAGCCCGCCGCCCCAGCGUCGCCGCUUGAGCCCGCCACCGCCGCGCCGGCGCUUGACUCCGCCACCCCAGCGCGGUGGACGUUUGACGCCGCCUGGUUUCCAGCCGCGGCACCCGCGCCUCUACGACGAGCCUCAAGGAUAUGGCAUGCAUGCAGGCCUUUCACCUCCACGCCAACGCAGACCAGAAAACAGAAGUGUCGAUGGUGCUUUUGGUCCACGCUAUGCCCACGGAUAUCAAGGUGGUGGUAGAGGAGUUACAAGGUUCCGAGAUGGUUCUCCACCAUAUGGAAGAGGGGACAGAUCAUAUGGGAGGGGCUCUAGUGCUCCUGGAAAGGAUUUCAUUAAUAUUGAUGGAGAAUAUGUUCACAGGAAUGAUCCAAAUCUGUCACCAAGAGAAGGUGAUUGGAUAUGCCAGAAUCCAAGCUGUGGAAAUCUUAAUUUUGCUCGGCGAACUCACUGCAACAAUUGCAACAAGUAUCGCUAUUCACGAGAAGUACGGCCUAGCCACAGUCCUCACAGGGAUUACUCCAAUCCUCCACGUGGGCCUCCAAGGAAUCUUGGUCCAAGUGAUCGUGCCCCACCAAGAGAGGUGGCCAGGUACAGGUCACCGCCCCGUGGUUGGGGUGUGAGUGACCCUAAGGGUUAUGCAGCUCGAUCACCUCCAGAUCAUGCAGGAAGGUAUGCAGAUCCAUUGCAGAGGGAAAGAACGUGUUUCCGAAGUGACCGUCAGUUGAGGGACCAUGGAAAUUGGUCUUCAGCUGAGGACUACAACCCAAGGGAGCAUCCACAUGAUGAUAUGUAUCUUGAGAGGAGUCGGCGGCGAUCAGUGUCUCCUCGGGAUAAUUGGGAGCACAAUAUGCGGGACAGAAGCCGAUCUCCCGCUGGAAGCAGGCUGUUCAAGGGUUCUUUUACUGGCAGAGGUCGACCAGACUUGGAGUAUGCUGAUCGCUAUGUAGGGAGGGGGCGGCCUAACAAUUUAGAUGUUGGCCAUGGUCGUGGCCGUGGCCGUGGCCGUGGCCGUGGAUACAUACCUGGAGGUGGUACAUACCUUGGAGAGGGUCGAGGUGACAGGCGUGCUGCUCCCAAUGGUAGGAAUGAUGGAAGCUAUUAGAUCAUCAUAAUCUGAUCGAGUGACCAUAAUAUAAACUAGUUAAGGUGCCGCUUGAAGCGAGAUGCAGCUUGUAAUGCUAACCUUUUCCAUACUGUCUUAACUGUGAUACACUUUCUUGCUUCUCUGGACAUAUGGUGAAGGUAUGGCCACUUAGUCAACAUUUUGCUGUUCGAUGUAGAUGUCAAUGCGUUUGACAUUAAUGGAUUGUUUGGAGAUGAUCAAUUCCUUUGAUUAACCAUGCUUUGGGUGAUCAUUCAGUUUCCAUUAGCUGCUUGGCUUGUUCGGCCAUGAUGAAUUGUCAAUUCUUAACUUCCACAUUUUUACCUGAAGGCUGACUACGAGUUAAUAUGUCUUCAGAUUGCUCUAGCUGUUGAUCUGUUCCUGGGUUAGAACCUCGUUGGUGCUGGUAUACAAUCAUCAUACCAGCCAAAUGGUUGUCAGAUACCCUCUUCUUUUUUACAUGAUGCUGGAAUGCAUGCACGCUGGAUGCUUGGACGAAGCCCAACUUCCCAGGCAUAAGGGGAGAGCAAUUCUUGCGACCAUUGUUGAGGCGCACUAUCACUUUAUCAGCUAGUCAGGACUUUUGAUUUGUUGACCUCUGUUAGAAAUUAUCCAACAGCCAUCAGAUAACAGAACAUACUUUCUUUUUUUUUAUUUU